This is a messenger RNA of Xenopus laevis (African clawed frog), 1881 nucleotides long. It is a transcript of the gene emc10.S, whose product is annotated as ER membrane protein complex subunit 10 S homeolog. The record is from RefSeq and is a predicted model, not a curated record. Bases 25 to 882 code for a protein of 285 amino acids. Gene Ontology annotation, cellular component: endoplasmic reticulum membrane; EMC complex. NCBI's taxonomy places the organism in Eukaryota, Metazoa, Chordata, Amphibia, Anura, Pipidae. The transcript is spliced from 7 exons.
UGCCACCCCUGUGGGUAAGACGUGAUGGUACAUCCGGGGCAUGCGCAGUCUCUCACUUGGAGAAAGACCGGCCCUCUCCUCUCUGUCAUGGCUGCCGGUUGUUUAGGAGGGCAAAGGGCUUGUCCCUUAUCGAGUAUUGUGACCGGUAACUGCUGGGUUUGGCUUAUUGCGCUGCCUUUCUUAGUGGCCACUGCUCAGGGCUCUGUGUGCAGGCUCAAGACAGGAGAUGGAAGAGAGUCAGAAAGCUGUGGAACCAACCUUGAACUUGAGCAUUCCUUUGAACUGGAUGAUAGCAUCCAUUUCACAAAGAGGGGAUCUUUGUUCUGGAGUGGGACAGCGGAGCAAAGCAUAUCCAUUCUGCAGAAGCAACUCACAGAAGAUGAGAGAAACAAAUUACGGGAUAUUGCAAAUCUGAAUGGGCUUUAUCGAAUUAGGAUCCCAAGAAAACUGGGUAUUACAGAAGAAGCCAAUGAAUAUGUCACAUCUUUUGUCCGAGCAUGUUCCAUGGUUGAGUCCCAUCUCUCUGACGAAAUCACUGUUCACACAGAUCUUUCCGGAAAUGUCAUUGGUGUCUCCAUAGUGACUUUCCCUGGAUCCUGCAAUGGUGCAGAGGUGGAAGAUGUGGAUUUGGAAAUGUUUAACACUACUGUCCACAUGCAGCAGCCAAUCCCUGCAGCAGUACCUGAAACCGCCGCAUUUAUUGAACGCCUAGAGAUGGAACAAGCCCAAAAAGCAAAGAAUCCCCAGGAGCAGAAGUCAUUCUUUGCUAAAUAUUGGAUGUACAUCAUUCCCGUCGUGUUGUUCUUAAUGAUGUCUGGAGCGUCUGAUGCUGGCAACCAAGGAGGCAAUGGCGGAGGAGGAGGCGGUGGGGGAGGAAGGUGAUCGCAUUGGAUGGAUUCCUGAUGUUCCCUUUUAUAAUACACUGGCAAGCUUUGUGACAGCUGGCUAUUACCAGUGCAUGUGGACUGCAUCACCCUGCUACAUGCAGCCCAGCAUUCCUUUUCCCAUCAUCAACAAGAAGAUUCAGUUUAAAGGGAUACUGUCAUGGGAAAUAAUGUUUUUUUUUCAAAAUGCAUCAGUUAAUAGUGCUGCUCCAGCAGAAUUCUGCACAGAAAUCCAUUUCUCAAAAGAGCAAACCGAUUUUUUUUAUAUUCAAUUUUAAAGUAUGACCAGGCUAGACAUAUUGUCAGUUUCCCAGCUGCCCCCAGUCAUGUGACUUGUGCGCUGAUAAACUUCAGUCAUUCUUUACUUCUGUACUGCAAAUGACUGAAGUUUACGGAAGCCUAACAACAGAACAGUGGGAAGGUAACCAGAUAGUAGCUCCCUAACACAAGAUAACAGCUGCCUGGUAGAUCUAAGAACAACACUCAAUAGUAAAAUCCAGGUCCCACUGAGACACAUUCAGUUACAUUGAGUAGGAGAAACAACAACCUGCCAGAAAGCAGUUCCAUCCUAAAGUGCUGGCUCUUUCUGAAAGCACAUGACCAGGCAAAAUAACCUGAGAUGGAGCCUACACACCAAUAUUACAACUAAAAAAAAUACACUUGCUGGUUCAGGAAUGACAUUUUAUAUUGUAGAGUGAAUUAUUUGCAGUUUAGAAAUAAAAACGACAUCAUAAAAACCAUGACAGAAUCCCUUUAAAUGGAUACUAAACCUAAAAUGCAACUUUCUUUAUAUGAAAGUGCUCCUAGAAGUAGUGACAAAUAUAUAUAUAUAUAGUGUUUCUCUUCUGAGAAGUGUUUCCUGCUCAAGGCAAGUUUACUUUGCUCUUUUGAUGUCAGAGAAUAUAUAUUUGUGAAUGAAAUGAGGUGCAUUUUCAUAUAGGUUUAACUUGGAUUUUAGUUUUAAUGACGCUUUAAUUUAUUAAAAUCUUUGGAAUUA